Messenger RNA from Dimorphilus gyrociliatus, 1466 nucleotides. NCBI's taxonomy places the organism in Eukaryota, Metazoa, Annelida, Polychaeta, Dinophilidae. The record is from the annotation of a GenBank genome assembly.
AGUCUUCAGUAAUCAAUUAUUGACUUGUUACCGCUGAGUAAUGGAUAAAAUUCUUGGAGUUUUCGGUUCUAUACCGAACCUUAAGAAUCAUCACGAUGAUGAUUCUACAGAUAGACUUUUUCAUAAGUAUACAACAACAAUGCUGGCUGCUUUUGCAGUUGUUGUGUCAACUUCACAAUUUGUUGGCGAUCCUAUACAUUGUUGGGUACCCGCUCAUUUUUCAGACGGUUGGUUGGAAUAUACCAAUAGCUAUUGCUGGAUAAUGAAUACAUACCACGUUGAGUUUGAUAAAAGUCUUCCUGCAAAGCAAAAAACAGAAGUCGCUUAUUACCAAUGGGUUCCAAUCAUAUUCAUGCUAUCAGCUUUAAUGUUUUACUUACCCGUUAUAGUAUGGAGAAUGAUGAAUGUCAAAUCUGGUAUAGAUAUUAAGUCUUUGGUUCAAGAAAGCGAUACUAAAUUGCAAACAGAACAAAUGGAGAGAUAUCUUAUGGCGCAAGAUAAAAUAUCUUCAGGAGAGCGUACGAUUUCAUGUAAUACCUUUUUCUCGUUUGCACUGUGUUGUUGUUGUAACAAAAAGAGCAAAAACUUCUUAGUUGUUUUGUAUAUGGCUAUUAAAAUUAUGUACUUUCUUGACGCCUUUGCUCAAAUGUUUUUAAUGAAUCUUUUCAUGGGAUAUUCUUUCAAUUUAUACGGAUUUCAAGUUUUAAGAGAAUUAUCAAGCGGAAAUGAGCCAGAAUCUGAGAGAUUUCCAAAAGUUACCCUGUGCGAUUUAAAAAUAAGAAGAUUAGGAAAUGUUCACCCUUAUACUGUUCAAUGCGUCCUCUCAAUCAAUUUGUUUAAUGAAAAAAUGUUCAUCUUUUUGUGGUUUUGGAUUGUACUUCUCUUGGUUAUGCAAGCAAUUUCAAUUAUAAAAUGGAUGGUCAAAUUUAUUAGCAGUCCAUACGACUACAUCAAUAAACAUAUCAAAGCAGAAGAUGAUAACGAAAUACGCGAGUUUUUGCAGUAUUUAGGCAGAGAUGGAGUUUUUGUUCUCAGAAUGAUUGGAGCAAAUACUAGUCCUCUAGCUUUACACGAACUUAUCAAAUCAAUGUGGAAGACAUGGCAAGAGAAAUACCAGAAAAUUGAAAAUCAGAAGUCGGGUUAUUAAAAAAGUAAAAAGAUUAUUCUUUAAAAGAAUUAAAAGAAGAAAAAAAUUGAUUUUAUGAUAGCAAAAAUACAAAAAAUAUAAAAUCGAAUGAUAAGGAAAGAGUUAUAAAAAGAAAGGACGAAAGUAUAAACUUAAUAUUAUUUAAAAGACCUAAGGUGACUUACUUUUAUUUAUACUUUCUUAGACAUUUGUUUCGACAUUCAACUUUUGGAGUUUUUUGUGUUUUUCAACCAUAAUAUCAAAUAGGUUUAUAUAAAUUAAUAUUUAUUAUUAGAUAAGAAUCUAAUAAUAAUUGUUAUAAAUAUAUAGUAUAUUCUUG